AUGAAGGGUCGCGAGGCACGGGAGAGGUCCCAGCGCCUGCAGGAAGAUGAGCAAGCGGAGUAUGGUGAAGGACCUCAUGACAAGGCAGGCAAGACGCACCGAGCGCAGCGCUUUGCAGCCUGGUUGCUCAAGAUCUAUGGUGAGGAGGUGCUGAGCUCUGGUCGUGGAGUGCUGGAUGUUGCUGGCGGUCAAGGGGAUCUAUCGUGGCAGCUGAGCGUCGAGUAUGGCAUCCCAUGUACAUUGAUCGAUCCAGCGUUGCGGAGAGGUGGUGCCUUAAAGAGCUGGCAACGGCGGGCGCUUCGCAAACGAGGCCGAGAAGAAGCCUUUGAGCACUUCCCUGUGAGCUUCGAGGAGAAAACCUUUCGCUCAGGCAGCAACCAAGAAGUGCUCCGCAGUGCUUCUGUGGUGGUGGGCCUCCAUCCUGAUGAGGCCACCGAAGCUAUCGUUGACGUGGCCUUGGCCGAGAAGCGACGCUUCGCCGUGGUGCCGUGCUGCGUUUUUGCCGAGCGCUUCAAUCACCGGGAGCUCUCACCAGGUGUACCUGUGCGAACGUUGAACCAGUUCUGUGCCUAUUUGCGGGCAAAGGACCCACGGAUUCAGGAAGACAUGUUGGACUUCGAGGGUCGCAACAAGGUCCUGACAUUCAACACAUGGCGGAGUCAGGGCAACUCUCCCGGCACCAAGAAGAUGCGUUUGGCUCUAGCUUUGUCGAAGCUGGGUACAGAGGCUGAGGCGCUGCAGUUCGGCCUUUUACAGCUGAGUCGUCAUCGAAGGUCUCAGCAACGAAAGGAACGAGAGGCUCUCCUCGACCAGAACGAAGCAGAUGGUUUUUAUCAAGGCCUUUGGGAGUCCAAUCCUGCUUCACGUCGUCGUAGCGGCGCUCUGCUCCUGCAUCUUGCGCUGCUAAAGUGCAGCCUUGUUCGAAAAGCAGCGGCGCUGAGUGGCUGGAGCCACUUCUGCGCGCAUUGCUUGGGAGCUGAUGUGCAGCAGCUUCAAAAGCACACAGAGAGUGUCAAUGCUGACCUGGUCGCCUACAAGCGAAAAGUUGAGGUGCUGCUCCAAGUGCAAGAGUGCAAGAGGUUCAGCCUCAGCACUGCAGUGCAGCGGCGGCAACUCAUGGCACUUUCAAGUCUUGAGGCCAGUAGUACUGUCACUGCGAGCGACUCGAUUGCCGCCCAGGUGCUUCUAAGCUUGGUGUCCAGCAACUUCAGCGACUUUCCGAAGCUACCGAAACAGCUGCUGCAUGCUGCUUUUCUCAGCUGGAGGGAUGCGAGGGACUCCAGCAUGAUUCGGUGGACGGGAAGUAAGAGUAACCAGGACUUGAAAUGGCGCUACAUUUCGCUGGCUGGAUUCGAGAACACGGACGUCCUGCUGAAUCUGAGCACUUUGAUGCCGGUUUGCAUGUCCAAUGCAGUAAGAGCACAUUGUGGGGCAGUGUUGAAGGUGGGGCGCUUGGUGCAAGAACACGGAGAUGGUUCGGUCAGAUGUGAUGCACAUGCCAUCAGGUCCUCCUUGCAGCCUUUCUCGGAAGAUGUUGGAAUUCGCAGCCAGGGCCACAAGGAUCACAAGGUGAUGCCGCUCCAUCUUUGCCGGCUGCAAGCUAUGCUCGGCUUCUGCAUCGCCUUGGUCUUGAUUUUGCAGAGAGCUGGCUUGGUGCUCUGCUCAGAGAUGGAAAGGCUUGCGCUUGCCGAAGGUCACAGAACCCAAGUCGCCACCGCUCUGCAGAAGGUUUCUGGAAAGUUGUCUCUUCAGGUAGCCUUCUCAUUUCUCCAAGCAAUGCUAAAGGAGGUUUGCCAGAGAGCAGAGCAGGCCACGGACACCUGGGUGCCUCUGGCAGUGUCACUCUCAUCUCGGGCCUUGCAGGACUCCCGUGCUGAUCAGUUCCCUCGCGAGCCUCUGAGAAAGUCGAUGGAAAAGUGCGCGGAACCGACAAGAACUGCCUGGCUGCAGGUUUUGGAGCUUCUGGAAGAGGUUCCAGAAAGAGGCCUCUCAGAACAAGCUGCUCCAGAGCCAUGGCAAUUGGAUUUGCAUACUGAGGAGGUGGCACUAUUUUGGCCCGAUCUGGAAGCCAUUCCAGCUCAGCUCGCAAAGCAAGGGUUGGAAGUGCCCCAGGCAGAGAAAGGAGCUUCAAAAGGCGAAGGUGCCCUUCAGAUCGAUUUGUAUGCCAACCCUGCAGCGAAAGCAGCCCAGGACGCUGUCGUGGCAGCGCUGCCGCCGAAUCGUCGCUGCGAAGCCUUACUCAGUGCGGCAAAAGCAGAGGCAAUGCAAGAAACCGUGCCUGCUCUUCUGGAAGCCUGGCAAGAGGCACCAGACUCCUGCACAGCAGUCCUCCUGCGACAGACGGAGCUACAGGCGAACUGGCCAAUACCUGUCCUGGCACCAGUGCUGACUGCAUUGAUAAAAGAGGAUGCACCAGGCUGGAAAACAUGGAAGAUGGGACCCUUUGAUCGUGGCCUGCUGACAGCCACAUGGGCUGGACUUUGUCGGGACCCUGAAAUAUCUGCAGGUUUCUGGCUCUGGGCGUUGAACGAGUUGGUAGUUCCAAACCUUUCGGCUGAUGCAACAAGGCGCCGCUUCGCUGCAGAUGCUGCGCGUUUGUUGGCGAGCACUCUGAAAGCAGACCUGGCAGCUCGACAUGCCGAACUACAGCUGGAUGAAAUUUUGCAGGAACAGUUCCGAUCGUCCGAAGCAGUCAUGCGACUUCAGUCCCUUGAGAGGGCACCACUUGCACCGUUGGUUUUGUCCUUGGCGGAAGUUGUGUCAGAAGAGCCACUUGCAGAGGAUGCCUUGGUGAUGUGGUUGAACAUUGCCACUGGAAUCAAAGAUUUGCCUGAGGCGGCCACACUUCAGAGACACAUCAACAUGCAUUUGGCUAGGAUUGCGGUUGCUGCUGAAAGUGCUACCGGUUAUGCAGGUCAGCUCUUGCAAGCCGCGCUUGGUGGAUCAACCUUGGACAAAGAUAGCUCUGUGGUCCGACUACUGGCAGCUUGCUUGAAUCCACAACGACUUGCAGGCCAAGUGGGGAAAGUGGAAUUAUGGCCAGUGUUGUCCACUGCACUUUGGUGGCCGGCACGGCGGCUCUCGCAGCUUGUGUUGAACGUCCUUCCAGAAAUCUUCACAGAGCUCAAAGUACUCACACCAAACGGCUAUGUCAAAGGAGGGCGUUUAGAUUGCAGCAGCAAGUUCCUGGAUUUUGGUGUUCGUUUGCCUGUGCUGCGAUCGAUUCAUUGCCUCUAUUGUUGCGUGGUUGCACAGUCUAUCCAAUACCCUUCAGAGGCAUCCAACUUCUUGCGAUCCGCUUGUGAGGUCACUCGAAAUGCAGUUGGCAGCUUGAAGGUUGCGUCGCUUCAAUGUCUGUCUGGACAUUUGGCGGCCUUUCUGAGCACCUUUCUGGACGCCGUUCCACCAAGCCCAUCACCAGGGAUGAGAGCUGCACUGUUGCUGGUGCAGUCUUUGCGGAGGAAAUUGGGAGGAAAAGCAGACUGCUUAAGUCCUGUCGAGAACCAGCUGAAGUUUGCAGCCUCUCAAAGUGCUUGACGGGAUGAAGAAGGAUGAAGUAUUGCUUCAAGCAUUGCUUGAUGACUCGCCUCCAUCGACUGCUUAGCUCAUGGAAGUGCAGCUGCAUCAUCCUGCGACUUGAUGAAGGGACCAUAUGCAACGAGAAGAUGAUGGCGAGGAGGUCUCCACAAAGGCGACUGCUGUGGCUCCUGGCAACCUGGAUGAUCUGGAUAUCCUUUCCACUGCUUUUUCUCUUUAUGAAGGGAAUUGUACAUAGUCUCAUAGUGAGAAUCUUUGAGAGCAGUAUGUAGUGUUG
Molecule: messenger RNA, 3814 nt
Organism: Cladocopium goreaui
Lineage: Eukaryota; Dinophyceae; Suessiales; Symbiodiniaceae
Source: the annotation of a GenBank genome assembly